AAUACUACCUGUUUCCAAAGCAACCUGCAAAUUAACUACUACUCUUCAUUACAGACCAACCUCCCAAUCUUCAAAUUGAAGGAGUCGUGUGUGAGGAGACGAUACAGUGACUUUGAGUGGCUGAAGAAUGAGCUGGAACGAGACAGUAAGAUUGUAGUGCCACCGCUGCCUGGAAAAGCUUUGAAACGACAGCUUCCCUUCCGAGGAGAUGAAGGCAUCUUUGAGGAGUCCUUCAUUGAGGAGCGGAGACAGGGACUAGAACAGUUUAUUAACAAAAUUGCUGGACACCCACUGGCACAGAACGAGCGCUGCUUACAUAUGUUCCUGCAAGAGGAGACUAUUGAUAGGAAUUACGUCCCAGGGAAAGUGCGCCAGUAGGAGCACCUGGCACUGCCUUCCUCCAUUCCACCCUCCCUCCUGCAAAAAUGACAUUUAUUUUUACACUAAAUCUGUCUUCUCUGAACCAGUUUUCCUCUCUUGAACCUCCCAGUUUGUUCAGUAUUUUCCUCUUUUGUAACGGGCAGCAGCUUGUUCUACUGGGCUGUGAUCUUGACCUAAAGGUAUGAAGAUUUAUGCAAGUGAGUGUGUUGUCCCGCACCUAGGGGCAGAUGUGAAUAGGUGUGGAGCAGGAACUUGCUUAUGGCGUUAUGUUGUAGGAGCUGCCUCUUUCCCUGUACAGGAAGGCAUGAGAUGACCUUCACUCCCCUGUCUGUGCAGCCCCAAGCAUCUCUGCAGGAGACUCUGAAGAAUAGCAGUUGUCAUGUUGGUCAGUGAUCGCAUCAGGUAUUAGAGUUUUAGUAAGGCUUAUCCAAAACAGUGAGUAGGUGCCUGGGUGUGUUGGUCUCUUGUCCACCCCAUUCACCCUGCAUGAAACCCCCAUUCUUCACUGUCUGGAAAUGCUGAGACCCAAGACCUCCUCUAACCCUGCUCUCAGCCUCCUGCGUUACAGACCUGUUUGGUGUAUUCGUGUUAGUCCCCCUCCUUUCUUAUGUGCUGCUGGCAGCUUGAGGGGUUUCCAUGCCGUGUGCUCUCAUGAUGCUCUGCGUGGGCAGUUUGGCGCGUGAAAGCUGGGAUAGCCUGGGCUGUAGCAGUGUGUGCUGUGAUACCUUGGUCCAGGGUUUAAAAUCUGCCACAGCUUGCUCUGCUGUGGGCUGGCGUGGUGUUGUUUCCAGCAGUAGGCUGCUCAGCCGAGCUGUGGUGACUUUAUCCCAGGCUGCAGCUGCAGAGGGGAGGAGGCAGGUCUGGCUGAGGAGGGGCAGGAGAGGGCUGCUGGGGGGUGUUGUAGGGUGUGGUGUGAUGGCUGCCACAGUGGUGGCUGCCACAGGAGGAGCCCGGCGGUGAGGCCACCUCUCUAUAAAGGGACGGCAGAAAAUGGUCAGUCCUGGGUUAGACGCUUGCUUACAAAGCAGAAGUUAACAACGGCUUUUUGUGUGUUUUCCCACUCUGCAGUGAGCUAGAUAGUUACUUGUGUGGAAGCGAGGACACAGACUAGUCAGGGAAGCGUUCAGAGCUUGAGGGGGACCACGAGGCUGCAGCAGAACUGUCCUUCAGAGGCUCCUCCAGCUGUCACAGCUGUGAUGAGUGAGGUUGGGCCUCAGCUUGGAGGCUCCUCAGGUCAAGGCUGGCUGGUUUAUAAGCACUUGGUCACUUUGUGGUGCCACAGUUGAGCCUUUCUUGGGUACAGGCCUGCAGUGACUGCCCUCCCAUUCCUGCCUGCCAAGCACGUCCCCCAAGGCCUCCCUAAUGUCUCCUGGGUUUUUCUGGUGAGGAACUGGUGCUGCUGGGUGAGAGGUGGUUCUUGGGGAGGAGAAGUCGCUGAAACCAGGAGGGAACUGCUCCGGGGGGCCAGCUCGGCCCGGGAAGGGCUGUGGGGCAGCGCGGAGCGGGGCUCAGCCCCUGUCCCCCCGCCCUGCCGGCCCCUGCUUGGGGCGGCCCCUCCUCUUGCCCGUCCCGCUGCGGGGCUGCCGCCCAUCCAGCUGUCUCCAGCCUGUCCAGUGUAACGUCCCGGUUCCGUUCGCAUUAAACCACUGUGAAGCCAA
This is a messenger RNA of Athene cunicularia (burrowing owl), 2039 nucleotides long. It is a transcript of the gene SNX12, whose product is annotated as sorting nexin 12. Gene Ontology annotation, cellular component: early endosome membrane; retromer complex. The annotation marks the transcript as partial. Gene Ontology annotation, molecular function: phosphatidylinositol-3-phosphate binding. Lineage: Eukaryota; Metazoa; Chordata; Aves; Strigiformes; Strigidae. Gene Ontology annotation, biological process: endocytic recycling; late endosome to Golgi transport. The transcript is spliced from 3 exons. The record is from RefSeq and is a predicted model, not a curated record.